Molecule: messenger RNA, 2016 nt
Organism: Striga asiatica
Lineage: Eukaryota; Viridiplantae; Streptophyta; Magnoliopsida; Lamiales; Orobanchaceae
Source: the annotation of a GenBank genome assembly
AAAAACGUACAACUAAAAAGGUUAANNNUACCUGCAAACGCAAUUCCACCAUAACUUCUCUUACCUACCUUGAUACCUAAUCUGGAACACAAAUCAACCUUGAUUUUUCUAUUUUCCUUUGCUUCUUUAAUAACUUCGCAUAAGGUGAUAGCUUGAUCCAUGCCUCCUAGGGUUCUAUUGGGUUUACAAUCUUUGCACAAUUUUUAUUCCAUUGUUAUUUUUGGCCAUUGCAUGUUGUAAUUGGAAGAGCUCUAGUUAUUUUCUGGGUAAAAUGGCAACGGCUUUUGAUAGAUGGGAGAAGGACCCGUUUUUCUCUGUUGCAGAGGAAGUUCAGGAAUCUGCCGACAGGAUGGAAUCAACUUAUAGAACAUGGCUUGCUGCAUUGAAGAAUACCAAUGGUGUUUGGAAUGUCGAUGAGCUAGGAAGGGAUCUCCGAACGGUCCUUGGCACAACAAAGUAUAAUAGGCUUGCCGGGAUAACAUUAAUGAUAUCCGAUGUCAUGUCUUUGGACAACAAAAUUGCUGAACAUUUGGAAGAAUUUGAGCGUGCAACGAGAUCGAGUUACAUCAGUAGUAACUCGGCUGAUCAAGAUGCAAGAGAUAGACAUCAGGAAUUCAUAGUUGCUAUCAAGAAUCAGAUAACAAAAGUUGAAAGGUCUUUAACCAAAUCCACAGUUUCACAUGGCAAGCCACCUCUGCCCUGGGUGAAAUUAGAUGAAGGUGAAAGAAAUGAACUUGCCUUGUUUCUUUCGGAACCAUCUUUGAAUAUGACCUCAAGCAAAGGUCACAGUGUCAAACAGGGAGUGGAAAGCUUGCAAGAGGCCUAUGGACUAACAACGAAUAGGACUUCUUCAAGGAGUUCAGCUCAUUUGGUUGAGUUGGACCAAGUGAGCGGUAAGAAAGAGAAGUUUCCAGGUCAUCGUAGGACGGCUAGUGCCAGUGCUGACAUUGGAUCUUGGAAAAUUAUGGUGCCUGAUGAUGUAUUGACACAUAGUCAAUCCAAAAUAAAUCCCGAUCCACCCCCACGAAAGAUACCUAGUAUUUCAAGCUUCUUGAAUACCAUGGAAUCUUCUGUAUCUCAAUUAAAAUGGUCAAGGAAUGGUUACAAGAAAUUAACGGUUACAGAUCAGCCUCAAGAAUUGGAUGCCACACUGCCGAAGCAUCAGAGUUUGACCCGAGGAACAAACUUAUGCUAUGAGAAGAGUAAGAGUUGCAUUGCAGUUUGCGAUGAUUGUUAUGACAAGCAGUGGUAUGGUUGGUACGGUAGCAUCCGGAGACAACUUCAGAGGUCUCAAUAUCAUAUCCAGUACAGUCGGCCUGUUCAAGUCAUUUUCUCCGUUAUAUUCCUUCUAUGCUUACUUGGUGAGCUUGCUAAAUUUACUCUCUUCUUUACUAUGACUAUCUUGGUUUACUUUUUGGCAAUGAUUUUGGUGAGGAACACUUGCAUAUGUUAACAGUUCCAGUAGUUGGACGAUCAAAUCUUCUCCCUGAGCCUUGUGUGUGUGCUUUCUUUUAUCAUAAGAUGUUUAUGUUACACUUCUAAAACAACAGCAGUAUCAAAUGUUUGAAACAUGAUUAUCGAUAUUUAUUAUUUAACUUGAUGGUGUCUUAUUUGGGAGUUCAAUGAUAUUUGGCGUUUUCCCGUAUAAGUAGUACAAAUGGCUUUACUAAGUAUAAUAGAUGAUAGUUGAUGUUAAAAUAUUAUAUGACGUAUGCAUAUUUUUUUUUCUUUGCUUGUUUCAUACAAAUGAUUUACUUUAUACUAUGUAUUGGGAGUUGGAUUGCUUGUGGCCUUAAUAUGUAGGGAAAUUCCAUUACAAGGCCUAACUUUUUGUAUUUGUAUCAAUUUAAGGCCUGAUUUUUAUUCCUUCUAAAUAGAAGGUUUACAUUUUAGAUUAUUCUCAAUUUAAGACCUACGUUUUAGUUAACUUUUCAUUGUAAGGUCCAACUAACUUACUUUUUGGCAUAAAUAUGUGAACCAACUAUUAUGUGAACAAAAAUAUUAUUAAUAUUUUUU